ACUACAUGCCUUAUCACUUUCUCCGCCCUCCAGUGAGAUCACCCGGCCGACGGUGAGGCGAAAGCUAAGCUCACCGGCGGCCACCAGCCCACCACCGCUGGCUACACACAUGCGUGAAUAGUCAAUGUGAGGAUUCUGGAGCAUUCCCCCUCGCAGCUCAGUGUCUCCUCGCUCCUCGGUCUGCCGAAGGGCCGUCGCCGUCCACAGAUCGAUCUCUCCAGAUCCGGUCAACGCCGACGUCAAGCUGUUGCUGCUAACUUCGGAGGGGAAGAAGGGAGCGGGGAGGAACUGGUGGCUGCCGCGGGACCAUGGAUACCGUGCAAGGCAUCUUUUCGUUCGUGGUGAGCAUGGUCCAAGCGCCGGCGGAGGUGAAAAAAGCGCUGCAGCAACUCGAGACCAAGCUGCCCUCCGCUCGCUUGCUCGUCAGUCGCAGCGAGUGGGGCAUGUUCAAGGACAAGGAGCUGGACAAACUCUUCUUGCAACUCAAGUACGCCACCUACGAUGCCGAGGACCUUCUCCGCGAUUUCGAAGACCAGGCGCAGCGGCAGAAGAUUGAGGACGCCGGCCGGAGCAGGGCAGGUCAACUCUACUCAUCCUUUGUGAAUAAUGCAACACAUUUUCUCCAUGGCAGCAGUAAGAGGGUAAGGGAGACCCAAGAUAAGCUCGACGAGGCUAUGGCUGAGGUUGAGAAAGAGCUCAAUAGGAUGGGUCUCCAUGUUGUGCCGGAGAAGGUCAUGCCGAUAACAACUGAAAUAAUCACAGCUUCCGAAGUAUUUGGCCGUGACACGGAACGGAAUGAAGUGAUAGAGAUGCUGGGUGUGACUGAGACCAUUGACCACACGGACAAAAUUGAUCAGGUGAUCAAACAAAUGGGCAUGCCACUCACUAUGGGCAGUACGUCUGCAGGGUCGUCUAAACGAAAGAGCACAGCAACAGCAGGCCAUGGCACCCUUGCAUCUACACGCAAAUCAGCCAAGCAACUUAUUAAAGGGGACCGUAGCAGCGGCGCUGGACUCACUGAGACUACCAUCCUCACUGGCUACGUUUCUGUCUUGCCGAUUUUUGGCAUUGGCGGGAUCGGGAAGACCACCCUAGCUCAGCUAAUCUACAAUGAUGAAAGGGUGAGAGCCCACUUUACUGUGAGGAUAUGGGUCUGUGUUUCAGACCUCUUCGAUGAUGAAAGAAUGACAAAGGAGAUCUUCAAGACCAUCUCUGAGCCAAGCAUUGACUUACCGUGCGAUUUACGUGGUCUUCAAGCAGAACUGAAGGAGAAACUGAAGAGUCAAAAGUUCCUUUUGGUGCUGGAUGAUAUUUGGGAGAUUUCCCAACAGAAAUGGGAGCACUUUUAUGCACAGUUGCGUCAUGGACUUGAAGGUAGCAUGAUCUUGGUGACUACAAGAGACAGAAACAUUGCUCACCUUGUCGCCACCAGCAAUUGUAAACCUCUCCAACUCGAAGGAUUGCCUGCUGAUACAUUUUGGGAAUUCUUCAAGAAAUGUGUAUUUGAUAAAGAGCACCCAGAGUCAUAUCCUCACUUGCAAGACAUUGGCCGGAGCAUUUCCUCCAAGUUGUGUGGUAAUCCUUUGGCUGCCAAAACUCUUGGACAUUUGCUGAAUAGUAAUCUAACUGAGGAACCUUGGAUGGUAAUCAACAACAGUGAAUUAUGGGAGCAAGAACAAAAAGAGGGCGAGAUAUUACCAGCCCUUCGGCUGAGCUACUUGCAUCUCCCAUAUGAACUUAGGAGAUGCUUUGCAUUUUGCUCCAUGUUUCCGAAAGGUUAUAGCUUUGAACGACAUGAGAUCGUUGACAUUUGGGUGGCAGAAGGCUUUAUUGCACCACAGGGGAGGAUGCAUCUUGAAGACAUGGGGAUUAGGUACUUGGAUGAAUUGAGAGGAAGGUGUCUUUUCCAAACUGAUCCAAAGUUCCCUGAUCAGGAUAGAUAUGUAAUGCAUGACUUGAUCCAUGGUACUGCGCAGCAAGCUUCCAUGCACGAAUGCUUCUUGAUGAAAGAUUUGAGCAAAGUGGUACAUAAACUUCGCCAUAUGUCAGUCGAGGUGGAUGGUAAAUCCUUGAGCACAAUGGAAGGCUUUCAACAUUUGAAUAAAUUGCGUUCACUUAGGUUUGGCACAAAAUUGGACGUUAAGAUCACCUGGUUCAGUCAGCUCUCUAACAUCCUGUUUUUGAGCCUAAGAGGUUGCAAGCUGGAGGAUCUACCUGAAAGCAUAUGUGAGGUUACUAGCCUCCGUUAUUUGGAUAUAUCGCAUAGCCAUGUGAAAGAUCUGCCAGCAAAAUUCUGGCGCCUUUACAGCCUGCAAGUUGUUGAUGCAAGUCGUUCACGUCUGAGAACAAUUCAUCAGGAUGUAAUAAAGCUGACCAACUUGCGUCGACUAGCAUUGCCAAUGAAAGCCUCUCUGGCCCUAUCGAAGGUACGUGGACUGGGAAAUCUAUGUUGCCUUCGGAACUUGAGCUAUUUUACAGUUGUAAGAAAGAAUGGGGGAUUUCAAGAGCUGAAGGGCAUGAAUCAGCUCAGAGGAACACUAUGUAUCAGAUCAAUUCAUACUGUGAAGAGCAAGGAGGAGGCUGCUGAGGCUAGACUCGUUGACAAGAAAUACCUCAAGGAAUUGAAUCUACACUGGCGAAUUAAUCACGAUACUUGGACGCUGAGACCCGGUGAGAAUGAAGUGAUUGAGGGCUUGUGCCCUUAUGAGAGAAUUGAACACCUUAAGGUCCAUCACUUUUGGGGUGAUAGGCUACCAAGCUGGCUUAACCCAAAAAACCUGCAAAAUUUAAGAAGCCUGCAGCUUUCAGAUUGUCUUUACUUCGAAACUUUAUCAAUCCCCCACUUUGCAAGCGGUACACAAGGUGGUUCAACGGGUCGGCAUGCAAGCAGCAGCACCAAUUGCUGCCAUAGCAUUGCAUCCGGUGCCUUUACACACCUCACUGACAUAAGCAUUGUCGGAUGCCACGGGCUGAAAAAUCUUGAUCAGUUCUUGGUCCCGAGGAACCUGCCAUCCGUCGAGUCCAUAUUGCUCGAGAAAUGUGACAAUCUAGAGUCUAUACCUGCCGAUGGUUUUGUUGGAUUCCUUCACCUCCGAGAUCUGAAACUCUGUAGUUGUCGCAGUUUGGUGCACCCGCAUCGACAGAAAAUGGCUUUGCCCCCCGCACUCCGACGGCUCUGUAUUGGGUCCUGCGGUCAGCUCGACAGAUCAUUCAUUUCUUCCCUAGAGAAGGUCACCUCUCUCACGGUACUCUGCUUGAUUUCAUGUCACAACAUCGAGUCGAUCCCGUUGGACUUGAUCCCCUGCAGAAACACGCUCAGGUUCCUGCUUCUCGCUUGCUGCCACAAGUUGUCGUCCAUUGGUGGAUCGGGCAUCCCUUCAUCCAUAGAGUGCGUCAGUGUAUCCGGCUGCCCUAAGCUAACCCAAGUACAGCAGCCAUAUAAGAAGAAUAUUGGUGGGAUGUCCGAUGCCGGAUUUCUUCGAGGAACCGGCCCUGCUUGGUUGUGACGACUACACUACAAAUCAAAGGCCUUUUGCGGACAGAUAAAUGCAGACGCCGCCAGCUUGUUCUUAGACUGAAUUGUAGCAUUUGUAAAGGAUUGCACACAUCCGAUCCUCCAGUUCAUUUGCAGGUGAUCCUGAUUUAUCCGAUAUGAAUUUUAUAUGUGGUUGAGGCCCAGGAUAACUAUUUAUAGCAUUUUUAGUGUCUAUAAAACCUGAUUUUAUGCUUACUAGCCAAAGCCGUCAGACGCUUACAUUUGAUUUGAAUGGGCUCAUUUAUUAGUAA
Panicum virgatum (switchgrass) is the source of this 3786-nucleotide messenger RNA. Its product is annotated as disease resistance protein RGA2-like. Gene Ontology annotation, biological process: defense response to other organism. NCBI's taxonomy places the organism in Eukaryota, Viridiplantae, Streptophyta, Magnoliopsida, Poales, Poaceae. Bases 309 to 3506 code for a protein of 1065 amino acids. The transcript is spliced from 2 exons. Gene Ontology annotation, molecular function: ADP binding. The record is from RefSeq and is a predicted model, not a curated record.